This is a messenger RNA of Laetiporus sulphureus 93-53, 246 nucleotides long. RefSeq lists its product as uncharacterized. Gene Ontology annotation, molecular function: flavin adenine dinucleotide binding; dihydrolipoyl dehydrogenase (NADH) activity. The transcript is spliced from 3 exons. Gene Ontology annotation, cellular component: oxoglutarate dehydrogenase complex; mitochondrion. Lineage: Eukaryota; Fungi; Basidiomycota; Agaricomycetes; Polyporales; Laetiporaceae. The record is from RefSeq and is a predicted model, not a curated record. The annotation marks the transcript as partial.
GCCGCCAACUCCGGUGCCAAGAUCACCCUCGACAAUGAGGGCCAAGUCGAGUUCAUCGCUGAGAAGGAGAUCGAUCACGUCCUCUGUGUGCGAGUCAUUGACAUCAAUAUGGGCGAGGUUAUCGGCCAGGCUAAGCUUGCUGUCGAGUACGGCGCGAGCUUGGAGGAUAUCGUCCGGACAUCAUACCCUCACCCUACACUAAGCGAGACAUUCAAGGAUGUAGCAUUGGCUGCAUACUUCCAAGCU